AUGCGACGAGGCAUGGUUGUUUUUUCUGGAUCGUCGCAUCCAAGUCUCACUGAUGAUAUAUGUCAGCAGCUCUCCUGUUAUCCUGCCCAAAGAUGUUUGUCCAAAUUCAGCAACAAUGAAACUCGUUUCGAGUUACACGAAGAAGACGUCAGAGACAAAGGUGUUUUUAUUGUGCAAUCGGGUUCAAGCCAACAACAUCAAGUCAAUGACUAUCUCAUGGAAUUACUUACAAUGAUACAUGCUUGCAAGGCGGCAUCGGCAAAGAAAAUUGUAGCCGUUUUACCAUUCUUCCCGUAUUCUCGACAACCAAACAUACCAUAUACUACAGCAACAGGGGCACCAUCUUCUCCAUCCACUACUACUACCACCCCUGCUUCACCAUCCACAAUAUCCAAUUCUUCAUAUCCUCCAAAUUACCGUUAUCGUUUUGCAAGAGGAGGUACUUUGGUGGCGAACCUCUUGAUGUGUGCAGGGGUGGACCAUAUCAUCACGCUGGACCUGCAUGAUCCGCAAUUUCAAGGCUUUUUUGAUUGCCCCGUUGAGAACUUGACAUCCAAAUUGAUCAUUACAAAGUACAUUCAGCAACGUAUCCCCAAUCACGAGGAAGCCGUCAUUGUCUCGCCUGAUGCUGGUGGAGCCAAAAGGGCAACAGCGAUCGCUGAACACCUUCAAAUGGACUUUGCAUUGAUUCAUGGGACAACACGGUCGUCUAAAAUGGCCAAGCGACAAACGUACGAGUUUUUCCUCGUUGGCAAUGUCAAAGACAGGGUGUGCGUCAUCAUAGAUGAUAUAAUCGACACAGCAUACACCAUCACUAAAGCAGCCAAAAUGUUGCAUGAAAAUGGUGCCACUCAAAUUUAUGCAUUGGUGACACAUGCUGUGUUUAGCGGUGAUGCUUUGGAUCGAAUCCAACACAGCUACCUGGAUCGUGUCGUUGUCAGCGAUUCAAUUUACCAAAAUCAAUGUACCAUAUCAUGCGACAAGAUAACAACUUUCAGUAUUGCACCGCUACUUGCUGAGGCGAUGAGACGUAUUCAUUAUGGCGAAAGCAUCCAUGUUUUAUUUGAUUCAGCAUACAAAUUAUUCUAG
Lichtheimia ornata is the source of this 1089-nucleotide messenger RNA. RefSeq lists its product as uncharacterized. Gene Ontology annotation, biological process: purine nucleotide biosynthetic process; 5-phosphoribose 1-diphosphate biosynthetic process. Gene Ontology annotation, cellular component: cytoplasm; ribose phosphate diphosphokinase complex. NCBI's taxonomy places the organism in Eukaryota, Fungi, Mucoromycota, Mucoromycetes, Mucorales, Lichtheimiaceae. The transcript has 3 exons. The record is from RefSeq and is a predicted model, not a curated record. Gene Ontology annotation, molecular function: ribose phosphate diphosphokinase activity; magnesium ion binding. The coding region runs from base 1 to 1089 and encodes 362 amino acids.